GUAAAACUGUGGUUACACUGGAAUAUAUCUGGAGUAAGGGAUCAUGACAGCGGCGGAUUUCAAUCACAAAUAUAUUCAUGCGAUUCAUUUGUUAACUUUCUUACUAUAGCAAACACUCGAUAUAAACAUUAUAUCCAUACACUGCCUGUAUGGUGUGAGCAGUGUUAAACUGCAGUUCUUCAUCUCUUCAGAAGAUUUGAACAGUAGUCAUGAAGUGUGUUUUUUAUUAUGUUUUUUUGCUGUGGGGUUUACUCAACACUGGAGUAUCUGGAUCACAACAAGGUACCACCAUACCUCUGUCAGUUGUGAAACUCUGGGCUUCAGCAUUUGGCGGAGAGAUGAAAUCCAUCGCGGCAAAGUAUUCUGGUUCUCAACUGCUGCAAAAGAAGUAUAAGGAGUUUGAACAGUCUGUGAAAGUGGAGGAGAUUGAUGGACUCAAACUGGUGAAGAGACUCGCUAAGAACAUGGAGCACAUGUUCCACAAGAAGGCAGAAGCUAUAAAGAGACUGGUGGAAGCAGCAGAGGAAGCCCACCUCAAUCAUGACGAGGACCCUGACCUACAGUACGAGUACUUUAAUGCAGUGUUGAUUAAUGAGUUGGAUGAGGAGGGCAAGAGUGUGGAGUUGGGUGGAGAAUUUAUCCUGCAGCCUAAUGAACAUUUCAAUAAUCUGUCGGUCAACCUCAGUCUCAGUGUCGUGCAGGUGCCCACAAACAUGUAUAACAAAGAUUCAGCUAUAGUAAAUGGGGUGUACUGGUCAGAGGCGCUCAAUCAGGUGUUUGUGGACAACUUUAAAAGAGACCCGUCUCUCAUAUGGCAGUACUUUGGAAGCGCUAAAGGCUUCUUCAGGCAGUUUCCAGGUAUAAAGUGGACACCAGAUGAACAUGGAGUGAUAGAAUUUGACUGUAGAAAUCGCAAAUGGUAUAUCCAGGCAGCUACGUCACCUAAAGAUGUGGUCAUUUUAGUGGAUGUGAGUGGCAGUAUGAAGGGGCUUCGGCUGACCAUAGCCAGACAGACUGUCUCCUCCAUACUGGAUACACUUGGGGAUGAUGACUUCUUUAACAUUAUUGCUUACAAUGAGGAGCUUUAUUAUGUGGAACCGUGUUUGAAUGGAACUAUGGUUCAAGCUGACAUUGCCAACAAAAAUCAUUUCCGAGGGCGUCUUGAGCAUCUGUUUGCUAAAGGUAUGGGCAUGCUGGAUGUAGCUCUGACUGAAGCAUUUCAACUUCUCAGUAAUUUCAAUGACACAGGUCGAGGCAGUGUGUGCAGUCAGGCCAUCAUGUUGGUGACUGAUGGAGCAGUGGACACAUAUGAUGCUGUCUUUGCAAAAUACAACUGGCCGGAUAGAAAGGUGCGGAUAUUCCCUUACCUGAUAGGUCGGGAGUCUUCCUUUGCUGAUAACCUGAAAUGGAUGGCCUGCGCUAACAAAGGUUAUUUUACUCAGAUCUCGACGUUAGCAGAUGUUCAGGAGAAUGUGAUGGAAUACCUGCAUGUGCUCAGUCGACCGAAGGUCAUCGAUCGAGAGCAUGACAUGGUGUGGACAGAGGCAUACGUCGACAGCACACUGGAUGACAGUGAGGGUCCCGUGCUCAUGACCACUGUAGCGAUGCCGGUGUUCAGCACUAAGAAUGAGACAAGAAAUAAGGGGAUUCUUCUUGGUGUGGUGGGCACAGAUGUGCCAGUGUCUGAAAUAUUGAAGGCCAUCCCCAAAUACAAGCUGGGAAUUCAUGGUUAUGCAUUUGCCAUCACCAACAACGGAUACAUACUCACCCAUCCAGACCUGCGGCCUCCGUAUGAACAAGGGAAGAAGAGGAAGAAGUCCAGCUACAGCAGUGUGGAUCUGUCUGAAGUGGAGUGGGAAGAUAGAGAGGACGUGUUGCGUAAUGCCAUGGUGAACAGACAAACAGGCCAUUUCUCUAUGGAAGUGAAGAAGACUGUGGAGAAAGGGAAGCGUGUGCUUGUUCUACACAAUGAUUAUUACUACACAGAUAUUAAAGGAACUCCAUUCAGUUUAGGGGUGGCUCUUUCCAGAGGUCAUGGCAAAUAUUUCUUCAGUGGUAACAUCUCUGUUGAAGAAGGACUACAUGAUUUGGAGCAUCCAGAUGUUAUGUUAACGGAUGAAUGGGCGUACUGUAACACAGCUGAACAUCAAGACCUUCAUUUCAAGUCUCAGAUCGAAGCUAUCAAGCUCUAUUUUAAUGGAGAACCACAUCUCAAUUGUGAUCACGAUCUUGUGCUGGAGGUUUUAUUUGAUGCUGUAGUCACAGCGCCCUUGGAGGCAUACUGGACCAGUCUCGCUCUCAAUAAAUCAGAAAACUCUGAUAAAGGGGUGGAGAUAGCUUUCCUCAGCACUCGAACUGGUUUAUCACGCAUCAACCUUUUUGUGACACCAGACCAACUGACUAUUCAAGAUUUUCUGACACUGGAGGAUAAGGAGGUGGUAUUCAGCACAGAUCAUUUUCCGCUGUGGUACAAACGUGCAGCUGAGCAGGUGCCUGGAACCUUCGUCUACUCACUACCAUUUAACACAGGCUCUGAGAAUAAUAGUGUGGUUUUGGCCAGCAGUGCUGUUCAUCUAUCGGAUGAGAGAGAGUCACCCAUUGCUGCAGCUGUUGGGAUACAAAUGAAACUAGAGUUCUUCCAGAGGAAGUUCUGGACUGCCAGCAAACAGUGUGCAGCUCUGGAUGGGAAGUGUACUAUCAGCUGUGACAAUGAUGACAUCAGUUGUUACCUUAUAGACAACAAUGGAUUCAUUAUCGUUGCUGAGGAUUUGUCUUUGACAGGAGUGUUCUUCGGGGAAGCUGAGGGAGCAGUGAUGAGCAAACUCAUUUCAAUGGGCUCUUUUAAAAGGGUUAAUCUGUAUGAUUAUCAGGCCAUCUGUAGAGUUUAUGCUGAGAGUAGUGACACUGCACACACACUCUUACACCCAUACUUUGCUCUCUUUGCGGCUGUCCGGUGGCUGCUGACAAAGUUUGUCAUAUUUCUGGUAGAGUUCAAUCUGUACAGCUGUUGGAAUACUGACCUCACUAUUAAGGCUCAUAGAGGAGGCAGGACUAUGUUGGUUCCUUGCGAUACAGAGUAUCCAGCGUUUGUGUCAGAACGCACCAUUAAAGAAACGGUGGGGAAUAUUGACUGUGAGAGAUGUGUUAAAUCAUUUGUUAUUCAGCAAAUCCCCAGCAGUAAUCUGUUCAUGGUUGUCAUAGACAAGAAAUGUGACUGCAGCCACUUUGGACCCAUCACUAUGGAGCCCAUCGAGAUCAUGUAUAACGAGUCUCUUAAAUGUGAGCGGUUGAAGUUUCAAAAAGACCGAAGGCGACCAGACACAUGCCAUCCCUUCCACCAAGAGGAAAACUCUAUGGAGUGUGGAGGUGCUCUGGGUUUGACUCCAUCAUUAACUACAGCAGUUCUAACCCUUUUAGUCACCACCUUCCCCAGGUGACGAAAACAGGAUCUGACCCCUCACUACUCCCACUACUCCCACCUCAGUCGAGCAUGCAAAGUGAUUCUUCACACUGAAAAACUGAACAAAUUAUCAAAAUCACUUAUUGAAUGAAAGUGAAAUUUUUUCUUUGUAGUGACAUUCAGAUUUAAUGGAGACAAAAUUAGAAAGUUAAUAUUAUCAUUAUAAUUAAGGGUGCAAAAUACUUAUAGCUGUGUUUAUAAUAAGAGUGAAAAACAGCUUAAUCAUCUGCGCCAAACACUAAAAAGCUUAUAUAUUAAAUACAAGUCAAAUACAAGGAAAGAAAAAUCUCGCACACAAUAACCAUAGGUUAUAAUAAAAAUAUCCUCCAAUAUAUUUA
Messenger RNA from Xyrauchen texanus (razorback sucker), 3798 nucleotides. RefSeq names its product calcium channel, voltage-dependent, alpha 2/delta subunit 3a (gene cacna2d3a). The transcript has 37 exons. The coding region runs from base 210 to 3437 and encodes 1075 amino acids. Lineage: Eukaryota; Metazoa; Chordata; Actinopteri; Cypriniformes; Catostomidae. Gene Ontology annotation, cellular component: voltage-gated calcium channel complex. The record is from RefSeq and is a predicted model, not a curated record. Gene Ontology annotation, molecular function: voltage-gated calcium channel activity.